UGCCAUUUUCGCUGUAAACGACACAACGUGUUUAAAAUGGGCAAACGUAAGCGCGAAAUUCCAGAGUCUAAAUCGGAAAAAAAUACUGAAAAUCAUGAGACUGCAGUCGAAACUUCUAAUGACAAACCUAAAAGAGGAAAAUGGAUUAAUAAACAACGAGUUUUAAUUUUUGCAUCCAGAGGAAUUGCAUUUCGAGACCGGCAUCUGAUGAAUAAUUUAAGGACUCUCUUGCCUCAUUCUAAACCUGAAUCGAAAAUGGAAAAGAAAGGCCCUCUUCUUGUAAUUAAUGAAAUUUGUGAGAUGAAGAAUUGCAAUCAUUGUAUUUAUUUUGAAAAUAAGAAGCAUCAAGAUUUAUAUAUGUGGAUUUCUAAUGUGCCCAGUGGACCUUCAGCAAAAUUCUUAAUAGAGAAUGUCCAUACAAUGGAAGAACUUAAAUUGACUGGCAAUUGUUUGAAAGGAUCAAGACCAAUUUUAUCAUUUGACAGUAGAUUUGACUCAGAACCUCACUUAAAGCUCUUGAAGGAAGUAUUUAUACAAAUAUUUGGCACUCCUAAAAAUCAUCCUAAAAGUCAGCCUUUCUUCGAUCAUGUAUAUAAUUUUGCCAUACUAGACAACCGAAUUUGGUUUAGAAAUUAUCAAAUAGAAGAUGAUGGAGCUUCCUUGGUAGAAAUUGGUCCAAGGUUUGUUAUGAAUCUGAUUAAAGUUUUUGAUGGAAGUUUUUGUGGCUCUGUUCUAUAUACAAAUCCUCAUUACAUCACACCUAGCAUGCAUCGUAGGAACCUGAAGCUUGAAGCAUCAAACCGAUAUAAACAUAAAUAUGAUGCCAAGAAACUACUGGCGAUGCGCAGACCAAAGGAAUCAUAUAAAGUAGAUCCUUAUGAUGAUGUGUUUGACACUACUUCAGGAAAAAAAGAGCAUAAAAGCCAUGAAUAAAAAUAUGACAGUGUUAUGUAUAUUUUACUAUGCAAAUUAUAAUAUAAUUUUUUAAUCAUAAA
Molecule: messenger RNA, 995 nt
Organism: Stegodyphus dumicola
Lineage: Eukaryota; Metazoa; Arthropoda; Arachnida; Araneae; Eresidae
Product: ribosome biogenesis protein BRX1 homolog
Biological process (GO): rRNA processing; ribosomal large subunit assembly
Cellular component (GO): nucleolus
Molecular function (GO): rRNA binding
Source: RefSeq, a predicted model, not a curated record